Messenger RNA from Plutella xylostella (diamondback moth), 1887 nucleotides. RefSeq names its product 45 kDa immunophilin FKBP45 (gene Fkbp45). Gene Ontology annotation, molecular function: peptidyl-prolyl cis-trans isomerase activity. The record is from RefSeq and is a predicted model, not a curated record. NCBI's taxonomy places the organism in Eukaryota, Metazoa, Arthropoda, Insecta, Lepidoptera, Plutellidae. Gene Ontology annotation, cellular component: chromatin; nucleolus.
UCACUGUCAGUUAAUUAUUACCGCGCGGUUCCGCGGUUGCCCUUUUUCUUGUUCUUCAUUUUAGAUUCCUUGUGGUCUACCGUUGAAAAUUGGCGUAAUAUUUGUUAAAUUAACUGACGCCCACAGUUCCUGGAGUUAUUAUAACUAGUCAUUAUUAUUAAUCAGUGCUAAAUAAAUACCGACAAAAUGUUUUGGGGACUAAUAAUGGAACCUAACAAGCGGUACACCCAAGUGGUGGAGAAGCCGUUCCACAUCUCCCAGGCUGCGCUGGACAUCUCCACCGGAGACAAUGAGGCCUGCCAGGUCAUGGUGGUUGUGGAGUCCAAGAACUUCCUCGUGGCCACUCUGCAGAAGACCAAGCAGAUCCAGGUUCCCCUCGACCUGUACUUCAAGGCAGGAGACGCUAUUUCAUUCUUGACAAAUGGUAAUGGUAAGAGCAAUGUCCACUUAACGGGAUACUUGGACCCUGAGUUUGAGGACAUGUCUGGUGACGAGGAGGAGGAGGAAGAAGAUGAGGAGGAGGCCCCGGAGCUGGUCCCCGUCAACACCAAGAACAAGAGGAAACUGGAGACCAGCAAUGAUGCUGCGGCUAAGAAGCCCAAGCAAGACAAAAAGGCAGCUAAGAAGGCACCAGCGGCUGAUGACAGCGACGCCUCCGACGAUGAUGAUGAUGACCAGCUGGCCAAGUUCCUGGACGGAGAGGAUGUGGACACUGACGAGAAUGAUGAGUCUUUCAAAGUGAACACCUCAGCCGAUGACAGUGAUGAGGAAGAUUCUGAUGAAGAAGAGGAAGACGAUGAUGACUCUGAUGAGGAGGCUCCACAGCAGAAUGGUGAUGCCGAGUCAUCAGACGAGGCCGAGGCUGAGACUACAGUGGACAGCACGCUGGAGACAGACAUUGACACAUCCAAGCUCAGUAAGAGCGCAAAACGACGACUGAAGAAGAAGCUCGCACAAGAGAAGGCGGCGGGAGCCCAAGUCAAUGGCAAAGCUAAGAAGGCCGAUGAAAAGCCACCUCAGCAAAAGGCAGAGAAGAAGGAACAGCAACAGAAAGCCAAAAAGGAAAUAGAACCCGCGGAGAAGAAGGAGAAGAAAGCACUCAGCGGCGGCGUCGCCAUUGAAGACUUGAAAGUUGGAAACGGUCCAGUAGCAAAGCCCGGCAAAGUUGUACAGGUAUACUACGAGGGUCGCCUAAAGUCGAAUAACAAGAUGUUCGACAACUGCCUGAAGGGGCCCGGGUUCAAGUUCCGGCUGGGGUCCAAGGAGGUGAUCUCUGGGUGGGACAUCGGCGUCGCUGGCAUGAAAGUGGGAGGCAAGAGGAAAAUCGUGUGCCCACCCGCCAUGGCAUAUGGUGCUAAAGGCUCCCCACCAGUGAUCCCCCCCAACUCGACGCUAGUCUUCGAAGUGGAACUGAAGAACGUGAAGUAAGAAGCUGAUAGCCAUUGUUGAGUAUGCAUUAUUGGAAUGAUGUGUUGUUGAAAGUUUUGUAUGGAUUAAUUUCUUAAUUCGUAAGCGGGAAAUAUGAUGCAGCAGCAUGUGAAAUGAAACAACAAGGAUUCUAUUUUUUUACUAGGUUUUAAUCAGGUUCUAGGAGAACUGUAUGUGUAUUUUUUUAUACCUAUUUGAUUGUAUGUAUACCAUUUCCAUGUUACUAACAAAGCAUUUAAAAAGCUGGUACUUACUGAUAGAUGUGUCUGAAACCGCCUUUUAGAAUAGAAGUUCCAAUAAGUGCUAAGCUGUUUAAUUUUAUUUUUGAUUCUUAUUAUGCAAUUGCAUCAUAUUUUCAGUUGUAUUUGUUAAGAAUACUAGAAUUUAAGAAAAGAUACUGGGUAUAAUUGAUCACAUUUCCGAAUUUUACUUUAAAUAAAUGACACUAGUUUUUUUCAA